AGUUAUUCAGCAAAAAAAAAAUAUCAAAAUGAAAAAAAAAUGAAGAAAAAGACUAAAAAAUAUGAACGUGAUUUUAAUUGCCGUUUUUGUUUUUACUUUAAACGUUAUAGCAUGUCAGUUCAUUCUAUCUAUAGGAAUACUUUUACCAGAACAAAGUUUAGAUGAAAAUUAUAUAUAUAAUUUAACAGUUGAAAUGGCUGUAAAAAAUUUUAACGUAACAGGUAGCGCACUCAAAUACAACGUAAAAAAACUCAACUGCGAAGAUACUGUUUUAGUUACAGGCAAAUCAAGUGAGUUUUUUUACCAUGAAAAUGUAGAUGUAAUUAUUGGACCAGAUUGUAAAAAAGGGUGUGAUAUAACAAUGAAUGGUGCAGAAUAUGUUGGUGCAAUGAUGAUUUCUUAUGAUUGUACAGAUUAUGAUAACGUGCAGAGUAAAAACUUUGCACGUGUCAAACCAUUUAUUGACAAUGCUGCCAUAAUAGCGGAAUACUAUUCAACUUUAGCUAACCAAUACAAUUGGAAAAUAUUAGGUAUUUUAUUCUCAAGCAAUCUGUUUCAAAAUAUAGCCAUUGAACUAAAGGAGCUGUUGGUUGCUCAGGGUUUUACUGUAAGAGAAAUUGAUAUAUUGAACUACGAGAAUAUUAGUUAUGUUUUAGUUGAUGUUGAAAAUAGUAUGAGAAUUAUACUAACUCUUAUUUGUGAGGAAGAUGUUAUAAAGUUUAUGGUUGAAGCAAAAAAAAAAGGUUGGCUCAAUAGUAGCUUGUAUGGUAUAAUUAACGUAAACUUUGAUCCUAUCGCAGCAGAAAAAGCCAAAAUAAAACUUAAGAUUGAUGAAGAUUUAGAUAAACUUAUGAUUGGCACAUUUCAAAUGAGAGCAAGUACAGUAGAAGAUGAUCAAACAGAAGAAUAUUUAAAUUUCAAAAAUAUUAUCACAAACAAGUACAUAGAAAAGUUUGGAGCACAAAAUUGGGACGGAUUAAAUAAAGUAAUUAUUUCAGCCUCCUACAUUUACGAUUCUAUUUUAUUGUACCUUAAAAAUGCAGAACGACUUGUGGAAAUGAAACAUCAGCAAUACAUUGAAAACAGUAUUAACCAAUUAAAAAAAGAAUGGUAUAAAAGCAUCAGUAAAAAUACAACUUUGUGUAAAAUAUUUAGCGUUACACAAGAAAAUAAAAGCUGCACUGUGUGUAAUACUGAAUGUGUUUUAAGCACUGGAUGUUAUAAUUGCACAAAUUCAAGUUUUCUCACAUUUAAUACAAAUCUGAUUAACUACACAGCACUGGAAGCAAAUUUUAAUAUAGCAGAACUGUUUGAAAACUAUUCAAUGAUAUCUAUGGAGAUCACAAAUACCUCAACAAUUGGAACAACUGGAGCAAUUAAUAUUGCACAAGGUGGAUCACGUAUACCUGAUGCUUUACUAAUAAAUGUACUUGAUAAUUAUAAGCUUUUAUACAUUUAUAGAGAAUCUGAUUUAACUAACCUUGCCGAAGCAAUAAAAAAUUUUACAAAGUAUAUAAGGUGGUUAGGAGAGCAUGCCCCAAAAGAUCAACCUAAAUGUGGAUUUGACACACAGUGCAAUGAAAACAAAAUAGACAAAAAUAAAAUAUACUUAGCAAUAGGCAUUUGUAUUGCAUCUAUAAUCACUUUGAUUAUCACAUGGAAAAUAUAUAAAGUGCAAAAAUAUGAAAAUGAUAUAAGCAGUAAAGCAUCUUUUAUAAACAUUGAAGAUAUAAAAAGCACUAUUAUUUUGAAGUCUCAUAUACAUAUAGGUGAAAUUCUAAAAGAAAAAGGUGAAGUUAAUAAAGCAAAUGGCAUUAAAAAGUUGCAAGCAAUAUAUCAAAAUAAAACAAUUAUGCUUAAAAAGUUACCGAAAGAACGUAUCUUUAUAACAAGAGAUAUCUCAAUUGAGUUAAAAGAAAUGAGAGACUUGGAACAUUCAAAUCUUGCAAAGAUCAUAGGUGUUACUAUACAAACGCCUUAUAUAUGCAUUGUUCAGAAUUAUUACAAAAAAGGUAGUUUAUAUGAUGUACUUUUAAAUGAAGAUAUCCAGCUGGACUGGGUGUUCAAAAAUACUUUUUUAUUAGAUAUAGUAAAUGGAAUGUGUGCAUUGCAUGAAAGUCCAAUAAAGCUACACGGACACUUAACAUCUAAAAACUGUUUAAUUAAUCAUAGAUGGGUACUGCAGAUUUCAGAUUAUGGAUUGACAGAAUUCAGUGCAUGCAACCGUUCAAUUAAAGCAGAAUCUAUUGAAAAAGAACAAGGAAAAUACGAGUCUUUAUUAUGGACAGCACCAGAAAAUAUAAAUAUACCACAGAAAGUUAGCAAAGCAGGUGAUGUAUACAGUUUUGGAAUUAUUAUUGCUGAAAUUAUAAACCGAAAAGCACCCUAUUAUGAGCACAGUGAAUUACGACCAAGUGAUAUUAUUCAUUACGUAAAAAAAAGAUGCAUACCUCCAUUUCGCCCACACGUUACCUUACAGACUGGGUUAGAACCUAAACUGCUUGAUAUCAUGAACAGUUGCCAAAGUGAAUUAGCAGAGGAAAGGCCUACAUUUAAAGAGGUAAAACUCUCAUUAAAAACUAUUUUUGGAGAUCGAACAGAUAUACUUGAUAACAUGAUAGAAAUGAUGGAAAAAUAUAGUUCAGACCUUAAUAAAGCAGUGAAAGAAAGAUCAGAAAUGUACAAAAAAGAAAAAAUCAAAUCAAAUGAGCUACUUUACAGAUGUGUACCUGCACCAAUUGCAGAAGAGUUACUUGAAGGAUCCACCAUUGAGCCGCAACAUUUAAGUUUGGUUUCUUUACUGGUUGUCAAGUUAGAAAAUUUUAAUAAAAUAUGUGAAAUGCUAUCACCUCAAAAAGCAAUUAAUGUAAUUAAUGACUUUUAUAAAAUGGUAGAGAAAGUGCUAUUGGCAGAUGAAUGCAAAAGCAUCUUCAAGUUGAUUUCUAUUCGAGAAGAAAUUGUUUUAUGUUCUAAUAUAAAAGGAUUUAAAAUCACUUCAGAAGCAGCUGAUCUGGCAAGAAUUGCAGUUAAAAUAUCUAUAGAAUUGUCUACUUAUCAGUGGAGAUACAUUAAACACAGUAACAUAAAGUUAUCUAUGGUUAUUCACUCAGGUUCUGCAACAGGAGUUGUAAUCGGAAACAAAGUUCCUGUUUACAGCAUAUUUGGAAAUAUUAUAAACUAUGCUCGAUCACUAUCUGAUUAUGUACCUAUAAAUACAAUUGUUGUAACAGAAAAUACAACAAAUUUAUUAAGAAAUGAUAAGAAUUAUGUCUUUGAAUAUGCAGGCGAAAACGAGGUUUAUGGCAAAUGCUUUACACCUGUUGGUCCUGUGAAUGACUGAUAAAGUAACCCAGGUGAUGAACAAGGAAGAGAAGAAGAUGGUAAAGGCAGUAUUAUUUGUUUCUAUAUGCUAUGGACCCUGGUUCCUAAAAAGCCUAUAUGACAAAAAAUUCAACUUCAAAUGACUUAGCUGCCUUAAAGUCAUUGUUUGAAAUAUGGGACUACUACCUAAAACUAGGACAGGCCCUUUUUGUCAGCAUGCAGCAACAUGCUUGUACUUAACAGAACAGUUAUAUUGGUCCUAGCUGACAAUUAUGUUAAAGAGAAGGUAAAGAAGAAAAUGUUUUGAAAAAAUCAACAUUUGCUUAAAAAUUUAUUGCAAUCACCAAUUGAAAAUGAUUAAGACGGACGUGUGGAUAAGUUGCUAUUAUUGACUUGGUAGAUUGGCAUAGUUGAUUUAGAGCUGGUAAAACUUGUGAACAUAUACAACAGAAGUGUGAACAACUGCGAAUAGAUUGAAUAGAUUUCGUUGUUGAAAUAUUUCUGUAGUUUGCAUUUCAGAUUUAAAAAGUUUUGAUUGAAGCUGAACAAAAGCAUUCUUAGAUAAAUUACUGCAUAGUGAGUUGGUAUAAUAUUUGUCCAAUACUUAGUGCCAAACUUGGCAAUACACACCAACAUCUAAAGGCUGAAGAAUGCGUGACAUGAGUUGAUAAGCAUACGAGCUUGACAUUGUUUUUAAUACAUAGAAGAGAAACCUGAUAUCUAAUGUGUGUGCUGUGGCCAUUAAGUACUAAAAUGGGUAACAGGAAUUUUUUUAGGAAGCUGGAACUAGCUGGAAUUUUUGUAUAGUAUGCAUUGAAUGAGUUGUUUGUUUUCAAACCAACCUGAUGGUGUUCAUUCUGUAGUUUUUGAGCUUUUUGUACACUAAAUUACUACCAGGUAUUUGGCUUUUAAAAUUAUUAACUGUUAAAGUGCAACUCCAGCAGAAUUUAUGCAGAAUUUUCUUCUGUGUAGUUUAUAUUUUGAUUAUUUCUGGUUAUUUAAGAGGAUGCUUGGAACUACGUUUGCAGAAAAAUGUUUCAUUACUCUUGUCACUAUUGAAGCCAAUUUCAAAAAAUUUUUAUACAUUUGAUGCAGAGUAUUUAUCAAUAUUUGCUUCAAAUAAUUGAGUCUUACAUGUAUUGAAAUAUUUACCUUCAAUUUUGUUACCUUCAAUACAAAAAGCUGCGUUUGGUAGCAAAAUUUUAACUGCAGUUAUCACGCUUAAUCGAUGUUUCAAAUGUUUGAUGAAAGCAUAGUACCGUGCUUUGCCUGGUUUAUCGUUAAUAAAUAAAUUAGUUUGUUUUGUAUGUUGUUAAUAACUGGCAACACAAUCAAAAACUUGCUUGCUGGUUCUAUCGAAAACCCAAUUAGCAAGUUUAACAAAUAUCUUAAAUAAUUUUUUUAAUUCAGUAAAAGUACUUAAAAUAAUGACAAUGCCAGCACCAAUAGAGCGCGUAAGGUUCUUUAUUCUGAACAAUAAAGUUGCCUUUGGAAUGUCAUAAAUGAUGCUUUACAUAAUAAUAAACCACCAGACUUUAUUUUUAAAAAUGCAGCAUUAAGUUGCUCAUCAGUGAUAUUGAAAAAAUUGCACCAUCAUUUUUGAAAGAAAUAAAGUCUAUAGGAGUUGCAUUCCCUGACUGGAUAUCAGAUUUAAUUAUAUG
Molecule: messenger RNA, 4982 nt
Organism: Hydra vulgaris (swiftwater hydra)
Lineage: Eukaryota; Metazoa; Cnidaria; Hydrozoa; Anthoathecata; Hydridae
Source: RefSeq, a predicted model, not a curated record